This is a messenger RNA of Protopolystoma xenopodis, 477 nucleotides long. Lineage: Eukaryota; Metazoa; Platyhelminthes; Monogenea; Polystomatidea; Polystomatidae. The record is from the annotation of a GenBank genome assembly.
AUGCUCCUUUUCUCUUCGAAAGGCAUGCCUAGUGCCCCUUCACCUGGCCUCAAUUUAACUUUUGGAAUGGCCGGCCCCGGGACUAAUCUUCUUGGAUCGGCGCCUCAUCAGAACCGCUUGCCUGCUGGUCAUCCAGCAGCGGCUGCUGCUGCCGCUGUGGCUGCUGCUGCUGCUGCGGCUGCCUCGGGUUCACCAUCGCUACUGGCCACUUCUUCGACAUGUGGCAACCCUUCCGUGCACACCACUAUUAGUGCCUGCAAUGGAGGCAGUUUGCAUAAUAAUCCUGGCAACUGCAAUGGAGGAAACGGUGGUCACAACGCUGUUUCCACAGCUAGUCUUGGAGCCCGUGCGUUUAGCUUGAGCAUUCCAGGUCCGAAUUCCUGUGGAGGUGCCGAUUGGUGGGCCCAGGUCUCCGGCAACCAUGCGGCAGUAUCCGGCGCCCCUCCCCUUGGACAGAUAUCGGCUGGACAUACCUGA